CAUGCACAGUAGUAAUGGAACAAGGAACCAACCGCGCAGCGCCGGAGAGAUUUGGGAAAGAACAAACUCGCCGAAGAAACUCAAAACGUCUUGUUUAACAAGAUUGAUUCUUAACGAUCUUGGUGGUCCGGAUCCAGAAAUAUUUGAUUGGGGGACACCAGUUUAGAACGAAGGCACAUCUUCAGCAAGGUGCGUAAGCUGUAACGCCAAGUGGGGGUAGGUAUGGGAGGGGGCACCCCUCAUGCUAGCGGGGUGUAGGGUCUCCCCCUGGAAACUUCUUGUGCAAUUUUAGGUAUGUAAAUACUUUACUAGUACCAACUGUAAAAUCCACUACCUAUGGUAAGAAGUCGUUCAGGUAUGAGGCAGUGCAGGUGUGGAACAGCCUCCCAAAUGAAAUCAGACAGGUGGAUAACUUCAAAGAGUUCAGGAGACUGAUCCGCACCUGGGCUGGACCAUCCUGUAAAUGCUCCCUAUGUCAGCAAUGGACGGCAGUGGUGAUGGAGGAGACAAACGUGAUGUACGGCGUCCAAUGAAUGCUUUUCUUAUCUUCUGUAAACGUCACCGCAGUAUAGUGCGAGAGAAAAACCCAGAUUUAGAUAAUCGUAGUGUCACUCGUAUCCUUGGUGAUUUAUGGGCCAAUCUGAAGGAAGAAGAAAAAGUAGUGUAUACAGAUUUGGCAAAACAGUACAAAGAUGCUUUUAUGAAAGCGAACCCAGAUUACAAAUGGCACAACCCAGAGAAAACGCUUGGCUCUCAGAAAUCUGGCUUACCGCUGACCAAACCCACCAAUGCCAAGGUGGUAAGGACUGAGAUGAACCUGUUACCAGAAGGUUCCAUUAUACCGGGCAAACUGGCAGAUCCUAAUAACAUGGGUGGAUUGAGUUUGCUGCUUAUGGCAGGAGAGCAGUCUGGCCCUGUACCUGUAGGUAUAAAACCAUUGUCUUCUGCAACAGUGCCCAGGUCUGUAGAAAUGUCGUUUGCAACAUUGCCAAGGUCUCCAGAACUGACAUCUUUUCCAACUUGCACUUUACCAAACAACAUGACUCCUGGAAAUACAAGUCUAAAUUCUGGAGAUAGAUUAGCGGUGUUUAGAGAUAAUAAACCACUGAAUUUGAUGGAGGAUAAACUGGAAAAUCGUCAAGUUGUGGCUGAUAAUGUGUUGCAUCUUGAAGAUAGCAAGAGUAACUGGAAGCUUGAAGAAGCAGCUGUAAAGUCGGUUAUGCAAUUAAAACAUUCAGGUGUUGAAAAGACAUGGGAAAACUUCCUGCCAUCAAAAAGUGGCAGUUUGGAUAUUCUUGCUAAAACUGGUGAUACAGAUGCGCAGCCAGUGAAAUCUGUGGAAACAUUUUCAUCUAAACCAUUACUGUACCAAGCAGUAGCUGCCCCCAAAAUGCCACAGAGAAGUUUGCUUGCUGAGGCGUUCAAGGACAAAUUCGACAUUGGAGGUUUUCCAGAUAUUUUAAGGGAUAACUUGUCAAGUACGAAAAUGGCAAAUUUUGAAAAUCAGGGCAAAUUGUUGGAGGAUCAAAUUAAUAUGUUGGAACAAAAAUUAAUAAAUAAGGUUGAUGAAAAAGAGAACUUUACUAAAAAUUUUACAAACCCAAUCAAAAGUAGUGAUGAAAUCAAGCAGGAACCUAAAGACAUUUCUGAGAUGGAGGAGGAGUCUGCAAUGGUGACUUGUGGGAAGCUGGUUGUUAAUCAUAUAAUUGACAAGUUGUACUCAUCAGAUUUAGGGGCUGGAGCAAGAAGAGGAAACAACAAUUCUGAUGAAGUGGAUGGUGAAAGAAAAGAUGAUGAGAAAGUUAAUUGUGAAAAGACUGAACAGGAGAUUAAAACUGAAAGUUGUGAAGAAAGAUAUGAUAUUGUUGAUGAUGGUCAUAAAAAUGAAGUUAAAGUGAAGGUCAAAGAAAAGGUGGUAGAAGCUGUAGAUGCAGUAAGCAAGGCAGGUAGUUAUGGAUUUGAUGUUGGUGAAAAAGUGACAAAAAUAGAAAAAGGUGACACAAAUGACUCGGAGAAAUCUGUUGAUGAAAAUAGUUUAGAUUGUAAAUCUCUUACAAAAAAGUCUGGUAAAAGGCAGACGGCACCAACUGCAGAUUCUACAGAGUAUGAGAGUGAAGAAAUUGACGAGUUUCAGCCUGUGAGAAAGUCUCGACGGAGAAAUAGGGGUCAGCGAUACCAGGAGUUAAUAAAUGAGGGAAUCAUCCAGAGGUCCAAGGAGAGAACUGCAGCUUUACAGCAGACAACACCUAAAGAAGAAAGCACAGAGGAAGACAUACAUCCUAUUGAACCGUUGAAUUCCUACAUUCUGCCAGAAACUGCUAUACGUCGCAUUCGGAAAAGAACAACAUCAGAGUCGGCAAAAGACAAGAUGCUUCAUCCAGAUGACGUAAAACGUUAUAAAACUGGUGACUUUGACCUUGAGGCACAGAUAGCCACCUUGCCAGCAUGUUCUGUGGAAAAUAUGGGUCGAAAACGAGGGUUUGCUCGACAGCGUCACUACAGUGAGUGUACCCUUACACAGAGGAAAAUGGUCGAUUGUGAAACAUCACCUCAUUCAGUCCCAGCAUUUGACAUUGACAAGGCUGUCUCCCUGCCUCCCCACAUUAAGCUGCCAUCUCCUGAGACCAGCAAGGAACCAGUUACUGGAAGUCGUAAACGGAAAGCCCGUAAACACAGCAUUACACAUAUGAUACCUGCACCCCCUACUCUCAUGAAAAAUGGGAAAGUUAAAACAGAUGGUGACAGUUUGGGUCCAUGUCUGAUCAAACCAACUGUUGAGAUGUUGAAAGAUGAAACAGACUAUAGUGAGAAAGGACCUUCUGUUCCCAUUACAAAAACAGACUAUAUUGAGAAUGGAUUUGUGGCACCAGCAAAUAGAUCCAGGAGCUGUUCUGAUGUCUCAGAGAAGUUUUCUGAUCGGUCCAAGUGUGAAGUGUUAAAGAAUAGGUUGUUAUUCAAUAAAAAUAAGAACAGUCUUUCAGAAAGUGAGGUUGUUGGUGAUAAAAUAACCACAAAUGCGCAAGAAACAGAACUGAGUAAAUGUUUAAAUGAAAACAAAAACAAGACUGGUUCAGUAUUGUGUGAAUCCAGGGAGAAGAGUUUGAUUCAUAAAGUUGUAAUACAGUCUGAUGAAACUUUGAAGAAUCUAUCUGGUGCUGAAAUGAAUACAAGUGUUCCAAAAACAGUUCUGCAAGAUAAACAACAGUGUGAAAUAAGUGAAGUUACAGAUUUUAACAACACUGCAGAAAAACUGGCUGAAAAUGGAAACACUGUGAGAAUGGAAAAUCAGCCAGACCGUGAAAAUUUUGUUUCGAAACAAUCGGAGCAGUUCGUUCUUGGUUCAGAUUCCUUUCACUUUGAACAGAGUAAAGUCAGAAAAGAAAAAAGUGUUAAUGAUCUGUUGAAGACUGGAAAAGAUGUAAACAGUAACACAACUAUGAACUCCUAAAAUCUCAUUUCAGAUACCAUAUUUUGUUUUAAGACAUGGUUUUUUAGAUCUGUAUGAUGCAAUGCUUCUUACAAAAAAAUGUUUUCAGAAAAUAAUGAUAACAUAAUUGUAGACAGAGUUGAGGUCAAUAAUGUAGUUUUGUUGACCAGUCUGAAAGUAAUGUUAUCUUCGUGCAAUAUUACUAUCUGGAUCGAUAAAAGUAUAUAUUGGCUUAAACAUCGGUCUUCUGUUGUUAUGUUAUGUUUUAAUAUGAACAAGUUGAAAUUUAUUACAAUGGAGAAGACAGUAUCUAUUUUUCAGAUCAUUAUCAGUUUUUGCAAAUCUGGAUUCUUGACCAACCAAACUUGCUAGUUUCAGCAGGGUAUAUAAUAUUACAUUUUAUAAGAUCUUUCUCUGAAAGGCCAGCUGUACUUUGGAUUCUAUGAGGCAGUAGAAUUGUGUAAUGGAAUCACUUUACUUUUGCAAAUUUUGCAGUUACAUAUGUGUGAUAUCUCUAAGUUAGGUCAGUGGUAAUAAGAAAUGAGUCAAGGGUUUUACAAGAAGAAUUUCAGAAUGCAAUAAUAUUUUGUAAAAUAUGAACUAAAGAAAAUAGAUAUUUUUAUAUUACAUUGAAUUUGCAGUGUUAUAGAAUCAGUUUAAGGGUGUUAAAAAGUAAUUUGUCGUUAAUCUUACACUGGUUUCACUGUGUCUGCCAGUCACUUGGACAGACUGGAUUUUUUGUCUGGUCUGUAAAUCUGUAUAUAAAUUCUCAAGUAGCUUUAUAAACAUUAACUAGAAUGUGUCAACCCAAAACCAAGGUCUCCCCAAGGUCUCUACAGGGGUUGCACAAAAUCAAAGUCACUUUAUUCCCUAGGUAUUUUCAAAUAAGUAAAACAUAUACCAGAUUGUAUGACAUGAUAUUAAUGAAGAUAUAUGAAUGCAUUCAGUAUGGGUCCUGUAUUGCCUAAUUACACAAACUUCAUUUAUGCUAUAAAUUGUUUAUACGUAGUGGUAGCCGAUAUACAUAUGUAGUCAAGUCAGUGCUAAGGACCACCUAGCUCUAAAGAUGACAUGUUUUAUUUCUGAUAUUGAAACUGUUCAUUAUAACCUGAGAAUCAAGACCACCUGUAAAAGACAUUUUGACUUUCUCAAAUUUUGGCUUCACUGUACAGUCUAACCUGUAUUAAGCAGCCAGUUUAGGGAGUACCGUAACUCAGUCUGGUUGUUUAAGGCAGGUGGUUGCUUAAGACAAGUUGAAGUUGGUGGCCACUAAGGCAGGUUCAACAGUACUCGCAUUCUUCAUCUACCUCCUAUUGAUACAGUGAACCUCUUUCAUUUCAUUAUCUUGCAAAAUAAUAAUCAUUAAUGUAAAUCCAUUUAGAACUUAAAUCUAUUCACAUUUGUUGUCCCUAUUUGUAGCAGCUAUUGAUUCUCAAUUGAAAUCAGACAGCUUUUUGUUCAAAUUUGGAUCUGUUUUAAUUAUCAUCACAUUGUAUUGAUAGAAACUGACAACCAAAAAUGCUAUGUAUUAGUUUUAGUUUAUGUUAAUUAUUAAAAUGGUAUUUGUUUGAUGGAAGACGUUUUUUCACCAGUUUUUGACAAUAUGAUAACUGCAGAUGUGAUAAUUAUACAGAGAAAAUACAUGAAUAUUGUAUAAAUUGCUUAGUUUCCAUGAAAGGUGUGCCACUGUAGAAAAUGAUUGAUUCUCAAGCAAGUAAAUGUUUGUUUGUUCAGCUGAAUUUUUGAUGAUGUAAGAUUCUUGUUUGUUUCCAUGUUAGAUUUGGAAAAACUGGAAAAAAAACGUUUAUUUUCAUAUACAUGUAAAUAACUUUGACGUAAUGAUAUCAAGGGGUAGUUUGCACAAUCAAUUUGUCAUACACAAAUGAAUUAACAAAAAAAACAUCUAAGAAAAAAGAUUUAAAAGUCAGAAGCCAAAAUUUGAAAUAAAACCUUCAGUCAUAGCUAAAUCUUGUUUUUCAGACAUUAUAGAUCAAAACUGAAUCAAUGCAACUAUGUGGUUUUAUUUUAUUUCAAGAUAUGUUGAAUUCAAAUUUGAAACUGUAUUUUUAUUGGAAGAUGAAUUGUAAUUUAAUUUUCUUGUGUCCCUUUUAGCUGAUCUAUUUUUGUGAUUUUGUGGUACACAAAGAAAGAUUUUAAUGCUUAGUCACAAGUUAAAAUAUAUAAUUAUUUUCACGAGUGUAAGAACUUUUGAGCUGCAUUACAAAAAAACAUUACUUUUCUUUAGCUAUAUCUUUAUUGAAAAAGGUAAAACAGUUUUAUAAAAAAAGUACAUUUCUUUUACCUUACCAUAAUGUUAAAAAGGUGUGAAUUUAUUAGAGUAUAUUUUGAUUUUUGACAAAAUGUUGGUAUUCUUGCACAAUAAAUGUACUGAAACAGGGGUACAAUUAAGAAAUAAUAAGUUCCCAAACGUGGUUUAUCCUAGAAUAACCCGAGUUUUGAGUUCUUAUGUGUAAGAAUAUAUCACGAAGGCCGUAGGCCUGAGUGAUAUAUUGUUUCGCAUAAGAACGAAAAACUCGGGUUAUUCUACGAUAAAUCAUACUUGGGAACUUAUUAUUUCGAUUCUAACAUGACAUACUAGUAUCAACAGAGUUAGAAAAAAUGGUAACUAUUUUUUACGACCAUGCUAUGCACCUGGAUCGGAUGACAUCAUUGCACACGAGUGGUUUAUUGUAGAAUAACCUGAGAUAGAUUUUGCUCUACAUGUAUGUAGGUUAUUUGCUGGUCGUUGUUGUUUUUACAUUUCAGUGUAAGUGAACCAUUUGAAGAACAAGAAGUGGUUGUGAUGUAAUAGUUUGCUGAAAGUCUCUUUUAUAUGAGGGUGAAUCAAAAAUAAAUGGACACUGAAAUUUACCCAGAAAUAUUCAGUACAAACCGAAAAAAAGAAGACAAUAAUUAUCUUUAUACCUUUACUACUAUACACAUGCACAAUUUUACAGGAAUAUGCUAAAUGUUGAUAUUGUUCUGCUGAUAUGUAAUGUAAAAUGAAUGGAGCACCAUUUGACAAAAAAUGAUGUCACUGACGAAAGUACAUUACAAUUUCUCGAAAUACUCCCCUUUGUUUUCGAUACACUUCCAAUUUCUCAGUAUGUAAAUAUUAGAUAUUCCUCAUAUCUAGUCAGUUUUCUUCUACAGCAAGACAGCAUUUGGAGCAAAUCACAAGAAUUUGAAAUUUAGCCCACACAAUUCUUGUAUUAAGGGUUAGAAUACACAUUGUUCAUAGUUGUCAAUUGAUUGUCCUAGGUUGAUUGUCCUAGGUAAUACCCUGAUGAAAUUAUCCUGCACAGACACCAUUCUUUUAUUAUCGUACACCAUAAGUGCCACUUGUAUUAAAUUGACAUCUUUUAACUUCAUGGCUGCUCUGUGAAACAGUAUGUCUUCAUCAUAAAAUGCAGACUACCGGUAGCUUGAGCUCUAAGCAAAUUUGAAUAUUUCAAUCACCUUUUAUCAAGUCAUUAAUGACAUUGAUAAUUAGGACGAACAGUUAAAUGACCUUGUGAAAUGUUUGUGUAACCUUCUUGUGUAAUUCGAAAGACAGUUGGCGUAUAAUAGUGUGUAGUGAUUAGCAUUUAGAUGUCGUUUUGAGUUGUUCUAUUGUAACACACUGGGGAUGAAAUAUCUGUUACAUUUUAUGAAACGUUUUGACUCCAGUAUGAGUUGAUCACAAAAAUAAGGAGGCUGUACGUGAGACAAAGUAAACAUGUGUCCACAUAUUUUUUGGUACAUCCUCAUAUAUAUUUUUUUUUUCAUUUGCAAAUGUCAGGAUAUGAAUGAAACAGAUAGUGAAGGAAUAUUUCUAAUAUAUCUAGUUAUGUUAAUUGUUUAUUAAUUGGUUGCAAUUUAAUUGUUUAAUGAUUGUUAAACAUAAAAUUGUGAUAAGAUUUGAAAAUGUGUUAAAGUACAUGUAUGUUACCUAGCAUUUUUAAGUGCUGAAUUGUGUUUGUAUUUUAAGGUAGUUUUCGUGACAGGACCAGAUGUUUCAAAAUUAUGUUGAAUUUGAUGUAACUGUAGUUGUUUAAAAGUCAUCACAAUAUACCUAGGUACUGAGAUAAUGAAGUAAUUAAAACAGCAAGAUGUUGAGACAGUGACAGUGUACAGUGGAUUCCUUCCAAACCAAAUACUCUUCGGACCAAAGAAAAAGAGGGUUUACUUAUGUCAUGGGAAGUCAAGUUUGAAAGAAAUAUACAAAAAAAUAGUGAAAUUAAUGUAUAUUGUCAUAACAUUUCUUUCUUCAGUAAGUAACACAAUAAACUGGUUUUAUAGUGUUUAUUUUUUGUUUAGCAUUAGACAGAGGCUGAGAAUAUUAUUGCUAUGGAAGAUCUGAAGACCUGACAAGCAGAGAAAGGUAUAGAGGUUCCAGUUUGGAGAGGUUCUGUUGUAUUUUUGCCAUUAUAUUGUAUUUUUUGCUGUUAUUUAAUGGAAUAUUUUAACUCAACAACAUGUAUACAAAGAAUAGGUAGAGCUAUUUGCACUCGCCUAUAUGUUGGCAUCGGCAUCCUGAUUUUGUUUUGUAUGUAAGCUUGUAUCUCAGUUUACACAAAAAGGAAUUAAAAUGAAAUAGCAAGUUUUUGGAUAGGUUCUGACAUGUCCUGCACAGGUUCCGUAACUCUUUUUUGCCUUUUAAAGUUAUGCCCCUUUUUCGACAAAGCAAUUUUUGUUUAUGUUUUUGUAUGCAACUUGGUAUGUCAGUAACUACUUGUGGAAAUGAUUGAAACUUAGUACACUUGUUCACUCUGAUGAUAUAUCAUGCUGUGCAGAGGACCCAUAACCCCUUUGUCAACUUUGCAGUUAUUUUGGUGUAAUCUAUCUCAUUAAGCAUAGUAAGUUGGGAAAGUUCUAUGAUGUUGCCCCUUUUGUACUUGUUUAUAUUUAUGUUUUCAUUAUUUUAUCUUUUGUAGUCACAAGGCUUUUGAAUAGUUAAGCAUUGCUGUCCUCCAACAGCUUUUGCUCAUGUCCAGUACAAGCCCUGGUAUAUAUGUAUAUAUGCAUCCUGUUGAAAUAAGGCCAUAUGCUUUUGUCAGUACUGAUAUCUGUUCACUUACAUUAUUGAUCAGUGAGAUUGUUUCUGUCAGAAUGUGUUGUAUAUGUGAUGAUAUACAUUCUUGUAACCCAUCACCAAAGAGCAAAAAGUAGGGAAGUACAUUGAUAAAAGAAGCGUUCAUCUACAUUCACACUUAUGUGAUGAUAUAAGUUGCCAUAUUAAAACAUACAUUUGACUCAUUUGUUUUCCAUGCUAUAUUAAGCUUAGUAGAAAAGCAGGUAUGUUUGAAAUCUGCUGUAUUGAUGAAAGUGCCAGAGUACAAAUAAUUAAUGUGUGGCCAAAGGUAAACUGUCUUUUUGUACUAUCAGGGUAGGUUAGUGGAGGCAUGUGAGAAGAUUCUUCAGUUGUUGUUUUUUUCUGGCAGAAUUAAAUACUUGAAGUAUUUAUUAGCAGACUGGUAUACAAUUGUUUCAUUUUUAGUGUUGUAAAGAAGUAAAUUAUUUAUGAACCAUACUUUGGUGUCCCAAAUCUUUCUUCCUGCAAGAAAUACAUAAAUAGAAUAUUUGCACUUGUUAAACACAUUCUCUUCAAUUUUGGUAGUUUGAGAUGUUGAACAGAGUUAAAUAAUGGCAUUUAAUGUUUGUUUUUAUAUUUAAUUUAUAUGAUUUUGUGUUCUCAAAGGGCGGCAUAUAGUUAUUAUGUCUCCCACACCACUGUGGUGGGAGACAUAUUGAUUUACUUCUGUCUGUCUGUCACACAUGUUGUCCACACACUUACGUCAAACAUUUCUCAUCUGAUCUUCACCAAACUUGGAACAAAAUUUGUUUGCUAAUAAGUCCUUGGCCAAGUUCGAUAACUAGCCAAAUCAGCCCAGGCACAUCAGAAUUAUUGCCCUUGAACUACCGAAAAUACUGAUGCCAGUGAUACAGCUUUAUGAUCAGGCAGUAGUGGGAGACAUGUGCUUACAGCUCCAGUUUUCCUAUGGAUUACUGAAGAAUACUUCAGCAUUAAGAAUCUCAAACUUUGUAAGCAUGUUGGCUAUGAUGGCAGAUGAUCCCUAUUGAUUUUGAGAUCAAUUGCUCAAAGGACAAGGUUGCAGUGAAUCAGUUUCCGAUAAUAACUGAAGAAUAUUUCGGCACGGGAGCUUCAAACUUCCUAGGCAGGUUGAUAGUGACUGGCAGAUGACCCUGUUAGAGAUCCUAGGUCAAGGUUGCAGUGACCUUGAGCUGAAAAUAGGUUUCCUAUCUAUAACUGAAGUAUUUCAUCUGAAGAACUUCAGACUCGUUAGGCAGGUUGUACCAGAAAAGAUGAUUCUAACAGUUCGGAGGUCAGUAGGUCAGAGGUCAAAGUCAUGCUUACAUGCAGUUAGGUUUUUUUUCCAACUUAACAGAUAAAUGGCAUUGUGCUGAUGGAAAUUAUUUCCCCUCGACUACACAAUCCACAUGAUCCCCAUUUGAUUAUGAUCUAAUAAUGGAUAAUGAUAAGGGUUUAUGUUUUCAUAUACAGUGCAUUCACGAUGCUAUGAAUCGCAAUUUAACGAAAUACUGGUAUACUACGAAAAGGUGUUGUGGUCCAGGCUGCUUUCCUUCUUAUUUCUAUGUUACAAUGUCGCGGUUUUACGAAAAUGCAAUUUUACGAAAAAUGCGUUUCUACGAAUGUAUUGUUAUACCCUUAAAGCCUGCUUUCAACUAGUUUUAGUUGCGAUUUUACGAAUACCUGUAUCGUCUAAGUUUCACACCUUCCGUAACGGCAUGAAAAUGCUUUAGAGUGGAAAGUGUCACUAUCAUUUAGCUGGGCGUAAACAGUAAUUAAAGUGUAAAAACUUAGUAAUUAAAUUCGAAACACAUACGCUGCGCACUAUGACACAAGUUAGUGGCUAAUAUUUUCUCCUAUAACUAUCAGAUCGGAUGGCACACCAGUCACACUUGCUUCAAUAUCUGUACGUCUCAGUCACUGUAUAAAGAAAAUAAAAAAAAUAUUUAAGUCCUGAUCAUCUGUAUAUUGUCGUUUUAUUACUCCGAACAAUUCAGUCAAGGGUAGCUAAGGGUAUCGGAAUAUGCAAUAGCGAUUUUUGUUCUCGUGCAGCAAUAUACCCUGUAUAAGUUUUAUGUACAGUGAAUAAAAAGUGAAGAAAAAAAAUCAACCCGUUUUACAUUCCAGAUAACAUCUUGAGUUCAGAUUCAAAUAAGAUUUGUAGUAAGCCCAGAUGUGUGUACAAAAAUGGUAUACAUGUACUCCAAUACGGAAAUCACAUGUUUAAAUAUUACGGGUUAAGACAUGUAGAUAAUAAGGUGCUGUAUAGCGAAAUUUCCUAUGCUACGCUCGAACGAAAAUGCGAUAUUACGAAACAAACGGCUGGUCCCUUAGCUUUUCGUAGGAUCGCGAUUGUACUGUAUAUGAACACAGGUCAAACUGCCCCAUUAGUCUAGUGGAAGAGCAUCUGCUUUGAGUGCGGGAGGUCGUGGGUUAGAUCCCCUGCCAUGUCAUACCAAAGACUUGAGAGGCAAUCAAAUUAUUUUGCAAAAGUAGUUUCCAAAAUUUGCCUUCUUUUUUGUUGGGUAGAAUUGUUACCAUAGUAUCAAUUUGAUGAACUGGUGUUUAAUAAUCUUCACUUAUUGCAGUCAACUGUUUUAAAUGACUUUGAUUCAAGUGUUCAGAAACUUUUAUUAUUUUGUCUAAAAUAUUUUCAAGUGUCAAUUAAGUUGUCAUUCCUCACUUCAUCAUGCAGUUUUAAAAUUAUUUUCAUCUUGAUGAAAUAAAUGCAUGGAAAAUAUAUUUUGCAAUAAAAUAACAUGUCUUCAGGUGAAUGAAGAGAUAUGAUUGUGCAAGUUAAGUUUAUAUUUGGUGCAAAUAGUAGGUAUGUGUGUUACUUUAUACACACAUAUUUGAAUAAACUUUUACACCUAGUUGAAUAAUGUUAAAACAGCACAUAAGAACCAGUGCCAUUCUAUUGUAAUAUUUGUUAAGUAUGUUAUAUAAUUAUGUGAAGCAUUUUACACAUUUUUAGCUCGACUAUUCGAAGAAUAGUCUAGCUAUUCUACUCACCCUGGCGUCGGCGUCAGCGUCACACCUUGGUUAAGUUUUUGCAUGCAAGUACAUACAGCCAUCAAUUAAAGGCAUAUAGCUUUGAAACUUAUUUUUUCUUUUUCUAGGUCAAUUACCAACCUCUCUGGGUCAAGUCCCAUAACUCUGACAUGUAUUUUGAGCAAAUUAUGCCCCCUUUUGGACUUAGAAAAUUUUGGUUGAAGUUUAACAUGCAAGUUACUAUCUCCAAAACUAAUGCAGAUAUUGAUUUGAAACUUCACAUGUGUCUUCGGGGUUAUAAAACUAGUUGAUAGCAGCAAGUCCCAUAACUCUGACCUUCAUUUUGGCCAAAUUAUGCCCCCUUUUCGACUUAGAAAAUUCUGGUUAAAGUUUUGCGUGCAAGUACAUACAGCUAUUUCUAAAAGGCAUAUAGAUUGAAACUUAUUUUUUCUUUUUCUAGAUCAAUAACCAACCUCACUGGGUCAAGUCCCAUAACUCUGACAUGUAUUUUGAGCAAAUUAUGCCCCCUUUUAGACUUAGGAAAUUUUGGUUAAAGUUUUACAUGCAAGUUACUAUCUCCAAAACUAAUGAAGAUAUUAAUUUGACACUUCACAUGUGUCUUCGGGGUUAUAAAACUAGUUGAUAGCAUCAAGUCCCAUAACUCUGACUUUCAUUUUGGCCAAAUUAUGCCCCCUUUUGGACUUAGCAAAUUCUGGUUAAAGUUAUGCGUGCAAGUACAUAUAGUUAUUACUAAAAGGCAUAUAGAUUUGAAACUUAUGUUUUCUUUUUCUAGAUCAAUUACUAACCUCAUUGGAUCAAGUCCCAUAACUCUUACAUGUAUUUUGAGAAAAUUAUUCCCCUUUUUGGACUUAGAAAAUCCUGGUUAAAGUUUUGCGUGCAAGUACAUACAGCAAUUAUUAAAAGGCAUAUAGAUUUGAAACUUAUUUUUUCUUUUUCUAGACAAAUUACCAACCUCACCGGGUCAAGUCCCAUAACUCUGGCAUGUAUUUUGGGCAAAUUAUGCCCCUUUUGGAAUUUGAAAAUUCUGGUUAAAGUUUUACAUGCGAGUUUCUAUCUCCAAAACUAAUGCAGAUAUUGAAUUGAAGCUUCACAUGUGCCUUCGGGGUUAUAAAACUAGUUGAUAGCAGCAAGUCCCAUAACUGAUAUGCAUUUUGGUCAAAUUAUGCCCCCUUUUAAACUUAAAACUCUUUUGAUAUUUAACCUUUUUGGGUAAUAUUUUCCUGCUUCUGGGACAAUAUUUCGAAUAGUCGAGCUUGGCUGUCUUACGGACAGCUCUUAUUAGCUCAUCUGAUUUUUUGAAAAAAAAAUGAUGAGUUAUUGUCAUCACUUGAGCGGUUGUCGGCGUCGGCGUUGCCUGGUUAAGUUUUAUGUUUAGGUCAGCUUUUCUCCUAAACUAUCAAAGCUAUUGCUUUGAAACUUACAACACUUGUUCACCAUCAUAAGCUGACCCUGUAUAGCAAGAAACAUAACUCCAUCUUGCUUUUUGCAAGAUUUAUGGCCCCUUUUGUACUUAGAAAAUAUCAGAUUUCUUGGUUAAGUUUUAUGUUUAGGUCAACUUUUCUCCUAAACUAUCAAAGCUAUUGCUUUGAAACUUGGAAUACUUGUUCACCAUCAUAAGCAGACCCUGUACAUCAAGAAACAUAACUCCAUCUUCCUUUUUGCAAGAUUUAUUGCCCCUUUUGGACUUAGAAAAUCAGUUUUCUUGGUUAAGUUUUAUGUUUAGGUCAGCUUUUAUCCAAAACUAUCAAAGCUAUUGCUUUAAAACUUGCAACACUUGUUCACCAUCAUAAGUUGACCCUGUACAGCAAGAAACAUAACUCUAUCCUGCUUUUUGCAAGAUUUAUGGCCCCUUUUGGACUUAGAAAAUAUCAGAUUUCUUGGUUAAGUUUUAUGUUUAGGUCAACUUUUUCUCUUAAACUAUCAAAGCUAUUGCUUUGAAACUUGCAACACUUGUUCACCAUCAUAAGCUUACCCUGUACAGCAAGCAACAUAACUCCAUCCUGCUUUUUGCAAUAAUUAUUGCCCCUUUUGGACUUAGAAAAUCAUUUUCUUGGUUGAGUAUUAUGUUUAAGUCAACUUUUCUCAUAAACUUUCAAAGCUAUUGCUUUAAAACUUGCAACAGUUUUUCACCAUCAUAAGUGGACACUGUACAUCAAGAAACAUAACUCUAUCCUGCUUUUUGCAAGAAUGAUGGCCCUUUUUAGACUUAGAAAAUCAUGGGUAGGACAAUAUUUCUAUUACACAAAAAAAAUCAGAUGAGCGUCAGCACCCGCAAGGCGGUGCUCUUGUUAAACUUGUUAUAAAAUUUGUUCAUGUAUACAUGAAUCUGUAUGUUAUUGUUGACUGUCUCUUAGUGUUUGUUCUCUAUGCAGCUAUGAUUAAACAUGUUGACAUGUGUA
Mercenaria mercenaria is the source of this 13870-nucleotide messenger RNA. RefSeq names its product HMG box transcription factor BBX-like. The record is from RefSeq and is a predicted model, not a curated record. Gene Ontology annotation, biological process: regulation of transcription by RNA polymerase II. The coding region runs from base 464 to 3448 and encodes 994 amino acids. Lineage: Eukaryota; Metazoa; Mollusca; Bivalvia; Venerida; Veneridae. The transcript has 11 exons. Gene Ontology annotation, molecular function: RNA polymerase II transcription regulatory region sequence-specific DNA binding; DNA-binding transcription factor activity, RNA polymerase II-specific. Gene Ontology annotation, cellular component: nucleus.